Molecule: messenger RNA, 987 nt
Organism: Arxiozyma heterogenica
Lineage: Eukaryota; Fungi; Ascomycota; Saccharomycetes; Saccharomycetales; Saccharomycetaceae
Gene: BMT5
Product: 25S rRNA (uracil2634-N3)-methyltransferase
Exons: 1
Coding region: 1-987 (328 amino acids)
Biological process (GO): rRNA base methylation
Molecular function (GO): rRNA (uridine-N3-)-methyltransferase activity
Source: RefSeq, a predicted model, not a curated record
AUGGCCAGAAAAUUAAAAGGAAAAUCCAAACCAAAAGGGUUAAAAAUUGCUUUACAGAAUCAAUUAUACCAACAAAAAUUAGCUAAUUCUCAUAAAAAAAAACAACAAAACAUUUUAAAUGCUAAAUCACAACUGUCUAAAAAGGCUUUAGAACAAAGGGUACGUCAGCAAGCUAAAGAAGCCAAUUUUAUACCGUUUAAUAAAAAUGAAACUUUAUUAUUAAUAGGAGAAGGUGAUUUUUCAUUUGCUAAAUCUAUUUUAAUACAAGGUUAUAUUCAACCAGAAAAUUUAAUUGUGACAAGUUUUGAUGCUUCUGUUAAUGAGCUUAAAUUGAAAUAUCCACACAGUUUUGAAGAUAAUUAUCAAUACUUAGUUGAUUUAGGUGUGAAGAUUUUUUUUCAGAUAGAUGGAACUAAUUUAAUCAAAACUUUUAAAUUAUCGAAACAUACACCAUGGAAGAAAAUAAUGGGUAAACAAUGGCAUUUUAAAUAUUUACAAAACAUUAUGUUUAACUUCCCUCAUACAGGCAAAGGUAUUAAAGAUCAAGACAGAAACAUUGCAGACCAUCAAGAACUAGUCUUUGGAUAUUUUGAUAGUGCAAAGCAAUUAUUCAAAUUGGUCAAUUCACAUGUCAAUCGUUCCAAGUCCAAUCCAACCCAAGGGUAUCAACUAAAUAAGGAAACAGACACUCAUAAUUCAGCUUCUAUUAGUGAAGACGGCAUUGGUAAUAUAAUUAUAUCCACAUUUAAUGGUGAGCCUUAUGAUUCAUGGCAGGUCAAAUUAUUAGCAAAAAAGAAUGGAUUAGUUUUAAACAGAUCAUGUAAAUUCUAUUGGGCAAAUUAUCCAGAUUAUCAUCAUAAAAGAACCAAUAGUGAACAGAGCACUACGAAACGUGCAGAAGAAAGAGAUGCCAGGACAUACAUUUUUAAGCAAAGCAUCAGAAAGAAAAACAAGUCUAAUGAUGAUUCUGACGCAGACAGUGUGUGA